This is a messenger RNA of Triticum turgidum subsp. durum (durum wheat), 327 nucleotides long. Lineage: Eukaryota; Viridiplantae; Streptophyta; Magnoliopsida; Poales; Poaceae. The record is from the annotation of a GenBank genome assembly.
AUGUUGCUCCAGGAAACUGAACAUGGUGAAGGUGGUCAUAUAUCUCCAUGUGGGGAUGUCUAUAGCUUUGGUAUCGUGCUCCUUCAGAUGUUUACAGCAAAGACGCCUACAGAUGCAAUGUUCACAGGUGGAUUUACCUUACUAGAGUAUGCAAAGAUGGCAUAUCCAACACAACCAAUGGAGAUUAUUGACCCUCUUCUGCUAUCAGUUGAGAAUACACGGGGAGAUAUCAAUAGCAUCAUGUACUUUGUCACAAGACUUGCCCUAGAAUGCAGUAGGAAAAGACCAACUGAAAGGUUGUCCACCAGAGAUGUUGUAGCAAGAUGA